AUGCUCAAGAUUUUCCUCAUCGGACUCCUCUUAAGUCUCAUUCCCUUGCUCCUGAACUAUGCGUCUCGCCGUGAGUACCCCACUCCACCUUCUGGGGGGGCUGCCGUGGUGCUUUCGGGGGCCUCCACGGGUAUAGGGUACGACGCUGCCGUCCAUCUGGCCGACGACUUUGUCGUCUACGCUGGUGUUCGGAAGGAAAAAGACGCCGAAAUGCUCCGGUCUGUGGGCAAGUCUACUCUAGUACCUGUCAUUUUGGACGUGACGUCGCAAGAUUCGAUUGACGAGGCCUACGUAAAGAUCACCGCUGAUGCUGCCGAACGAGGCAUUCCUGUGUGGGGCCUGGUGAACAACGCCGGGAUCAUGACAGCCUCCACGGUGGAGCACCACGAUGUGGCUGGGAUGCAAAAGAUUUACGACGUGAAUGUGUGGGGUGUUUUGCGGUUGACGCAGAAAUUCCUCCCCUUGCUUCGAGCGCAGGCAGGCCGCAUCGUGCAAAUUUCCUCCAUCGCCGGCUUCUUGACCAUCCCACGUGCCUCCGGGUAUUGUUCGAGCAAGCACGCCUUGGAGUCCUUGAGCGACGGUUUGCGUCUGGAGCUGGCGCAUUACAAUGUGUCCGUCACGGUCGUGCAACCCGGUGCGGUCCGGAGCGCUAUCUUCGAGAAGAGUCAGUCUGCCUCCCAAGCCAAAUUGGCGGAGGACCCGCGAGAACUGAAAGUCUACGGGCACAUGAUCAAAGAGGGAUCGACGGACUCGAUCAUGGCGAAGGCCGACACCCCAGACUGCACGACGAAAGCGAUUCGUCAGGCCUUGAUGGACCGGUAUCCGAAGACACGGGAGGUGGUGGCGAAUAUCGAUGGCUUGCCUGCCAUCUUCGCCCACUACAUGAAGCACAUGCUGCCAGACAGGGUACUGGACAAAAUGCUCUUGUCCACGUUUGCAUGA
This is a messenger RNA of Nannochloropsis gaditana CCMP526, 942 nucleotides long. RefSeq names its product short-chain dehydrogenase reductase sdr. Bases 1 to 942 code for a protein of 313 amino acids. The transcript has a single exon. The record is from RefSeq and is a predicted model, not a curated record. Gene Ontology annotation, molecular function: oxidoreductase activity.